Messenger RNA from Protopolystoma xenopodis, 495 nucleotides. The record is from the annotation of a GenBank genome assembly. Lineage: Eukaryota; Metazoa; Platyhelminthes; Monogenea; Polystomatidea; Polystomatidae.
AUGGGUCCGACAGGCGAAAAGGGUGAACCGGGUCGAAAUGCUUCUGCCGCACUAGACGGAGAAUCUGGCAAUCCUGGAGGAGGUGGAUCGGUUUUUGUCAUCCCUCUUAAUCUUGGCACAGGAGACCAGAGCUAUGCCAGACAAGCAAACUUCCGUGAAAUUCUCCGGCAACAUCUGAGUGUGCCAGCCAUUUUUUUGGAGAAAUCAGUUGCCUACAUAAAUACGAUAUCAGCGGUAGUAAAAAUCCUGCCCUACAAUGCCUUACCUUAUCUUAUAACAGACAAGUCGAAAGAAAAUUCCAUGUCAUUGGGCAAGAUUGAAGAAAGGAAACGUUUCGAGGUGUACGAGGGCAGCGAGGUGCAACCGGCAUUACUGGCCAUGACGGCUUGGUUGGCGACCGAGGAUCCAAAGGAGAAUCUGGACCCCAAGGCGAUAUGGGUAUGCAAGGCGCACGUGGAAGACCCGGUCCAAUGGGUAGAGCCGGACCAAGAGUAA